GUGAAACUAAACUAUAGAGGGCGCCACAACACUUUAAUAGCAACACGUGAACUGAGUGAAAGCCACACAUACGGCUCUUGAACUUGUGUUUUUAAACAAGUAUACACCACUUUUCUUCUGUAAUGACGCAUCCUAGUUCCGUUGCAGGAUUCACGGUCCUUCCGAUCCGCUUCAGUUCCAAAAGUAAGGCCGGCCAUUUCCUGUACUACCGAGAACACAGGGUACGAGAUGAAGAUGCCACUAAACCAGCCAGCAGAACCCUUUUUGUCGUCAAUGUUCCUCCUUACUGUAACCAGGAAUGCCUUGAGAGACUGUUUGGGCACUGCGGCAAAAUAGAGAGUGUUUUCCUUCAAGAAAAGCCAACAUCAUCAAAUCCUUCAGAUAAACACUCCAAGUAUUUCACAUCUACAGAACACACGCAGGGUUUCCAGUUUGCAUUUGUAGUAUUCCAGAAAUCCUCAUCUAUACCCAAGGCAAAACAACUCCCGUCCAAGUUUGCAGAACCAUUCGUCUUAUCGACGGUAGACAAACCCAUACCAACAGGCUACAAAAAAUGGUGCUCUCAGUAUUCCACGGCUCGUCCAGACGUCGGAGAUCUCCAGAAAGAGAUUGAUGAGUUCAUGCAGGAGCACGACACCAGUGUGCAGGAGGAAGAAGAAAAAGCCAAGGAGCAAGAAGGUGUGCCAGAUGAAGAAGGUUGGAUCACAGUGACCAGAAAGAGCGCCAAGCCGGCCGUAGCGCGCACCGAGAAGAACCAACGACGACUCCGUGCUAAGGAGAGAAAGAAGCGAGAGAAGACGGAACUGCUCAACUUCUAUACGUUCCAGAUGAGGGAGUCCAAACGAGAACAUAUUGCUGAGCUCCGCAAGAAGUUUGAGGAAGACAAGCAGAAAAUUGCACAGAUGAAAGCUGCCAGAAAAUUCAAGCCUUUUUAGGGGGGGGGGGAAUCUCUACGUCAGCUUAAUCACAGACUUCGCUAGAGUAGGGGUGGGGGGAUUGUCGCAUUGUGCAGUCAAAACAUAUUCAGUGAAAGCGUAAUCUUUCACAGGAAAGAAAUUCUGUUGCACUUGGGAACAGAAAAACCAAAAAAAUCACGUCAGUUUUUUACCAAGAUAUUUUUAUUGCUUCAUAAUACAUAUAAUACACAUUGUGGAUUGUAGUGACCUAUCUUGAAUGAGAUUUUUAGAACACAAAUAAAAUGAAAUAUUUACACACAAUUUUUUUUUGUAUUUAUUCAUUCUGUAGUCUUCUUCAGUUUCUGACAACAGAAAAUAGUUGGAUGAUUCUCAGAAAAGAUCAAAUUUUGUUUGCAUGAACUUUUCGCAAA
Patiria miniata (bat star) is the source of this 1327-nucleotide messenger RNA. Its product is annotated as ribosomal RNA-processing protein 7 homolog A-like. Gene Ontology annotation, biological process: ribosomal small subunit assembly; rRNA processing. The transcript is spliced from 7 exons. The record is from RefSeq and is a predicted model, not a curated record. Gene Ontology annotation, molecular function: RNA binding. NCBI's taxonomy places the organism in Eukaryota, Metazoa, Echinodermata, Asteroidea, Valvatida, Asterinidae. Bases 123 to 935 code for a protein of 270 amino acids. Gene Ontology annotation, cellular component: CURI complex; UTP-C complex.